Molecule: messenger RNA, 750 nt
Organism: Musca domestica (house fly)
Lineage: Eukaryota; Metazoa; Arthropoda; Insecta; Diptera; Muscidae
Product: electron transfer flavoprotein beta subunit lysine methyltransferase-like
Exons: 4
Coding region: 1-750 (249 amino acids)
Biological process (GO): peptidyl-lysine trimethylation
Cellular component (GO): mitochondrial matrix
Molecular function (GO): protein-lysine N-methyltransferase activity
Source: RefSeq, a predicted model, not a curated record
AUGCCUACCAACAGCAGCAGCAGCAGCAAUACUGGUCUCCAACGUCGAACAUUUACCGGGGGUACAGUUACAAUGGCCUUCCAUGAAAACUACGAAAUUGAACAAGACAUUUUGAGGGAAACAAAAAUCUCUCGCCAACACCUUACACCAAAUAUUGCUCUGCAUUUAAUUACUCCGGAAUGUCGUCUUUUCUAUGAACCACAACUGAAUGAGGAAAAUCAAGUCUUUAAAAAUGAUCCGUUUUGGGCUUUCUAUUGGCCAGGGGGCCAGGCCUUAAGCAAAUAUGUUUUGGAAACCCCAGAACUUGUGCACGGAAAGUCUGUACUGGAUGUGGGAAGUGGUUGUGGUGCCACAUCUAUUGCAGCCAUUGAGAAGACGGCGAAAUAUGCUAUAGCAAAUGAUAUUGACGAAGUUGCUGGCAUUGCUGCUUUAUUAAAUGCCAAAUUAAAUCAAAUUGAUAUAAAGAAACUCUUUAUCUCAAACGAUAAUUUAAUUGGCUCGAAUGUAACCGAAGAUUUGGUAUUCAUCGGAGACCUUUUCUACGAUGAAGAAAUUGCCGAAAUUCUACUACCUUGGCUGCACAAGUUGAGCUCGAAUGGCAAAAUCAUUUUAAUUGGCGAUCCUGGUCGUCAUGGCAUUACGGAAAAUCGUUUGAAAUUCAUGAGAAAACUUGCCACAUAUGAAUUAACGGAGAACUGUUGCAUUGAAAAUAAAGGUUUUAGCACGGUUAAUGUUUGGAGAUUUCAAUAA